CGUCCUGCCGGGUCCCGUCCGGCAGCGUCUGGCCGGCGAGCUCUCCGGCACCGAGGCGCCCUGCGGUCCUCCCGGCGCAGCCAUGGCUCAGCACUUCUCCCUGGCCGCCUGCGACGUGGUUGGCUUCGACCUGGACCACACUCUGUGUCGCUACAACCUGCCCGAGAGCGCCCCGCUCAUUUAUGAUAGCUUUGCUCAGUUCCUGGUCAAGGAGAAAGGAUAUGACAAGGAGUUGCUCACUGUGACUCCAGAGGACUGGGACUUCUGUUGCAAGGGGUUGGCCUUGGAUCUGGAAGAUGGAAACUUCAUUAAACUUGCAGAUAAUGGCACCGUCCUCAGGGCCAGCCACGGCACCAGGAUGCUGGCCCCCGAGGAGCUGGCCAAGGAGUACGGCGGGAAGGAGUGGAAGUACUUCAUGUCUGACACUGGGAUGGCUUUCCGAUCAGGAAAGUAUUAUUUUUAUGAUAACUACUUUGACCUGCCAGGAGCUCUUCUGUGUGCCAGAGUGGUGGACUCUUUAACAAAGCAGAACAACGGUCAGAAAACAUUUGAUUUUUGGAAGGAUAUAGUUGCUGGUAUUCAACACAAUUAUAAGAUGUCAGCUUUUAGGGAAAACUGUGGGAUAUAUUUUCCAGAAAUAAAAAGAGAUCCAGGCAAGUAUUUACACAGUUGUCCUAAAUCUGUAAAAAAAUGGCUUCGACAGCUGAAGAAUGCUAGGAAAAUUCUUGUAUUAAUCACCAGUUCUCACAGUGAUUACUGUAGACUUCUCUGCAACCAUAUCCUGGGGAAUGAUUUUGCAGAUCUUUUUGACAUUGUGAUUACAAAUGCAUUGAAGCCUGGUUUCUUCUCCCAUUUACCAAGUCAAAGACCUUUCCGGACACUUGAGAAUGACGAGGAGCAGGAAGCCCUGCCGUCUCUGGAGAAACCUGGCUGGUACUCCCAGGGGAACGCUGUGCACCUUUAUGACCUGCUGAAGAAAAUGACUGGCAAACCUGAGCCCCAGGUUGUGUACUUUGGUGACAGCAUGCAUUCAGAUAUUUUCCCAGCCCGUCAUUAUAGCAAUUGGGAGACAGUCCUCAUCCUGGAAGAGCUCAAAGGGGACAGAGACUGGAAGCCUGAGGACUCAGAGCCCCUAGAGAAGAAAGGAAAAUAUGAGGGACAGAAGGGAAAGCCUCUAUAUUCAUUAUCUAAAAAAUGGGGCUCUUUUUUUACUGAUUCCAUUUCGGGACUGGAAAAUACAGAAGACUCUUUGGUUUCUACGUGGUCCUGUAAGAGAAUCAGUACUUACAGCACUAUUGCAAUUCCAAGUAUUGAAGCUAUAGCAGAAUUACCCCUGGACUACAAAUUUACAAGAUUCUCUUCAAACAAUUCAAAAACAGCUGGCUACUAUCCAAACCCUCCAUUGGCCUUAUCAAGUUUUGAAACAUUGACAAACAAAUAACUUAUCUUUACUGAAAUAUGAAGUGAAGAACCAUAUAUGCAGCAAAUGUACUGUAAAACAAAUACUGUAAAAUGCUUUAUAGGAACAGAUUCUUAAUGAAAAUUGAUCAAGAAA
Molecule: messenger RNA, 1555 nt
Organism: Myotis lucifugus (little brown bat)
Lineage: Eukaryota; Metazoa; Chordata; Mammalia; Chiroptera; Vespertilionidae
Product: 5'-nucleotidase domain-containing protein 1
Exons: 1
Coding region: 83-1441 (452 amino acids)
Molecular function (GO): 5'-nucleotidase activity
Source: RefSeq, a predicted model, not a curated record